Messenger RNA from Arabidopsis lyrata subsp. lyrata, 1291 nucleotides. Its product is annotated as transport and Golgi organization protein 2 homolog. The record is from RefSeq and is a predicted model, not a curated record. NCBI's taxonomy places the organism in Eukaryota, Viridiplantae, Streptophyta, Magnoliopsida, Brassicales, Brassicaceae. The transcript has 6 exons. Bases 334 to 1104 code for a protein of 256 amino acids.
CGAGAAGGCAACCGGGUGAAGCCGCUUUUAUCUACUGCGGAUCACUGGAUUCAAGCUUACCGGACUAGUGAGCCAGUGAAUGGAGGAGAGAGUUUGUAUGAUGGUGACACAAAACAGCAAAAGCUAUAUCCAAAAAUAGAUAAAGAAGCUCUCAAGCGCGUUGGGGUACUUACGUUGGAAGAAGUUGACAAGUAAAGGAUAAAGCAUAGCACAGUUGAAUCAUCUCUCGGCUAUAAAAAUAGAGACGGGGUCACAACUCAAAAUCACAACAAGCACAACAGAGCAAGAGAUUCAAAUAGCAAAAAAAACUUAUAUAUUCUUUCAAAAACAAAAAUGGGGAUCGUAGCAUUCCAAUGGGGAGAGGGUGAGAACAUACUGACGCUGCUUCAGAACAGAGAGAACUGGCAAUCAAGGUCAAUAAGAGCGGCGGAUUGGGAAUGGGAUGAAAGCAAGGUAUUGAGUGCUCGUUGCGGAGAGACCGAUGGGACGUGGUUAGGUAUUUCUUUUCGAGGCCGAGUCGCUUUUCUUGUGGAGGCAGGGCCCGUUAACAGAGACAGAAUCAUCGGCGCCGAGCGUCGUACUCUUGAGUUCUUAGAGAGCAACGAGAGUCCAGAGGACUUUGCAAAGUCAUUAGCUGCAGAUCGCGGACGUAACACGCAGAUAGCCUAUCAUCUAAUUGUGGCCGACAUAGCUUCAAACUCAAUGUUAUAUAUCUCCAAACAGUCUUUCUCUGAAGAUGGCACUGUCCAUAUAAUGCCUGUUGGUCCUGGUGUUCAUACCCUAUCUUCAGCUGGACUCGAUUCCGAAGUUGGACACAGGGAAUUACGUCUGAAACAGUCUUUUUCUGAGAGGAUUAACAGAAAACUACCAGAGCAAAUCUGGGACCUUGCUGAAGAGAUUAUGUAUGAUCGCGAAGCUAUAAUCGGAGACCCACUGAGCUCUAUUUUUGUCGACGACACUAUGAUUGAACACGAAUACUAUGGAACAAGAAAUACGACAGCAUUGGUUGUGAGACCCACCAAGGAAGUGUCGUUCGCUGAGAGGAACAGGGCGAUAUUUAAUGCCGAUUGGACCAUGCACGCCUUCUUUUUCACCAUCAUCUAGUUACAAUGAGCAUUCCCCAGCAUCCAAAUAUUAUUAUCUAUACUAAAUAAUCUUGUUGAUGCUGUAAUUAAUUAAUAGAUCAUAAUCUUGUCGGUUCAGGGAAACCUAUUUCCUUGGUCACACUAUAUCUCUAGUGUAAGAAACAAUAUGCUCUAAAUAAAUAAAAACUAGUUGGUUUUCUGAAACU